AUGAUAAAGCAGAGGGUGACACUAGCAAGCGUAUCUCCGUUGAGCUCUCACCUGACUUACUGCUCGUUUCUUUACAUAUUUGAGCCUUCCCUUACCAAGGCAGAUCGAGAGUCGGCAAAGAGGGUAAAGGGCACUGGUGGUGUCGGUGGUUUAGUCAGGGAUUUUGAAGUAUAUGGCAACAUGGGACUUAGCGGCGAGGUUGUAGACCUCUUCCAGACGGUUGGAACAUGGCAUGGAUUUGUUGUCAGACUGGUUGUGAAGUUACUCGAGAUCCGCAAAGGACGACUGGGCAUCGGACAGCGACAGGGUUAUGGAAAGAGGACGGAUCAGGAAAGGGGUUGA
Messenger RNA from Linum trigynum, 342 nucleotides. The record is from the annotation of a GenBank genome assembly. NCBI's taxonomy places the organism in Eukaryota, Viridiplantae, Streptophyta, Magnoliopsida, Malpighiales, Linaceae.